Messenger RNA from Pararge aegeria (speckled wood butterfly), 694 nucleotides. RefSeq lists its product as uncharacterized. The record is from RefSeq and is a predicted model, not a curated record. The transcript has 5 exons. NCBI's taxonomy places the organism in Eukaryota, Metazoa, Arthropoda, Insecta, Lepidoptera, Nymphalidae. Bases 112 to 693 code for a protein of 193 amino acids.
AAAUAAUGAUUUAAUUUCAUAAAGCCAUGGGUUUUCUUCUGCAUGCGUAAGAGUAAAUAAAAACAGCAUUUAAAUUGUGCAAUCAAUGUAUCGUCACACGUUAUUGGAACAAUGGAAGCUGUAGCGAGGGAUGUUAGACUGAAUGCCUUCACUUCUUCACCGGGGGACAUCCCAAUCGAUCAAAGAACAACCGACCAUGAAAUGCAUGGCGCAGCGGUCAUUCCCAAACAGGCCAGUGAGCAAAGGUCGUCCUACUAUACUCUCGCAUGUGACCAGAGUCUGAUGAGUCAGGAUGUCGACCGGUGGAUGGGAGCCAGCAUUACUACGGAGACCACGGGCGUGCAAGGAAGCAGACCAACGGUGGUGCAGCGGUCUACUCUGGCAACUGACGUGGAGACGACGUCAUUCCCCGGCAGCAGCAUAUGGUACAUGCUGGCUCUGACAGUUAUGCCCAUCGUCAACAUCGCGCACGCAGACCAUUGGAGAUGUUCGCCGAAUGCUAUACUGAACGUUAUGGAGUUGAUGUUGGCUCACAUGAACACAGCCUGCAACCGGGUGCAGUGUCAUAUCAGACGUCUUGCUCAAAACCGGAUCACAAGAGAAAUAUUCGCAUCUGCCAUGGACGUGAUCCUUGUUGUUUACGCAAUAGGGUUUCUUAUCAUUUCUGUUUAUCAAGCUGCCAUGUUUGCUUGAA